Messenger RNA from Gossypium raimondii (Peruvian cotton), 2285 nucleotides. Its product is annotated as F-box protein At4g02760. The transcript is spliced from 13 exons. Gene Ontology annotation, biological process: SCF-dependent proteasomal ubiquitin-dependent protein catabolic process. The coding region runs from base 109 to 1692 and encodes 527 amino acids. Gene Ontology annotation, molecular function: protein binding. Lineage: Eukaryota; Viridiplantae; Streptophyta; Magnoliopsida; Malvales; Malvaceae. Gene Ontology annotation, cellular component: SCF ubiquitin ligase complex. The record is from RefSeq and is a predicted model, not a curated record.
UGUCAUCCAAUCCUACCCUCCGCUCAAUCUAUCAACUUCAAAAAAAAAUUCACCAACACUACUCCACUUUUCUUUUCUCUCUCUUCCCUACAUCCACCACCACUCGCUAUGGAUACCCUCCUCCACCCUUCAACAAGUUCCAUGGCCAAACGCCCUUGCCCUUCUUCCGCCGAAAACCCUAUGCUUCCUUCUUUCUUCUCUCAAAUGGACAACCUCCUCCUCUCUUUCCUUUCUCUCUCCGAUUCCUCUCCUCCUGUUUCCCUCGACCUUUCCUUCGACCGCCUCCUCGAAUCUGCUCCUUCCGACGCUGAUCAGUCUCUCCUGAUCGAUCGUGCUCACAAUCUCGGUUCCCUUCUCCUCCGUGCCGCCAAUCGCUCUGCUCGGAAACGUGCUUCGCUUCAUAACUCCAUCGCCUGGGCCCUCCCCCCUGAUCUCACCAUCAAGGUGUUUUCGAUGUUAGAUUCGCAGAGUCUUUGUUACGCCGCGGCAACGUGUUCGAUGUUUAACAAGUGUGCCAUGGAUCCUUUGUGCUAUGCCAAUAUUGACCUCACCACUGUCGUGCCUAAGGUUAAUAAUGCCGUUGUCUCCACCAUGAUCCAACGAGCGGGAAAAUCGUUCCGAUCUCUUAAGCUUGGAAUUGUACCUGGCCCAACUUCGUCUCCUGGUUCCUGCCAACCAUUGGUUUAUAGCAUCAGGAAUUCUGUAGAUGUAUCUAGCUUUUCUUGGAAUGACAAAAAGACCAGGCAAGGGAAGGAAUCAUCUAUUCUUACAAGGUCCUGCUUAUACCCAUUAAGUGGGGACAAUGGUGCCGCUGGGACUCUUUUGAGGAGGUUGCAUCUUUACAAUAUUGAAAGAAUGGACAAUGCAUCACUUUGUGUGGCAUUAGCUGCUUGCCCUUCUUUACUUGAUUUGGAAAUUGUUGGCCUUCAUGUUGAGCUGAGGCAAACUCUGAUGUCAGUGAGCUCAAAUUGUCACUUGAUAGAGCGUUUAUUCUUCGAGUCUUCUAAAACAGGAAGGGAUGACAGCUUGAAAUCGCCUACAUGUGUGGAUUUGGUGAACAAUUGUCCUAAUAUUUCUUAUUUGUCGCUGAGAGGUUUUAAACUUCAUGAUUAUAAAGUUCGCAUUCUUGUUAAGGGAUUCCGGAAACUUAAAUAUGCUGAUUUUUCAACUUCUUACUCGAUCAGUGGAACAUUUUUGAGGAAUUUGGGAAGUGGCUUUGGUGGGAAUCUACUAGAGGUUUUAAUUUUAAGGGACUGCAUGCAUCUCAAAGAGGUGGAAGUUGCUCGGUUCUUGACAGCAGUUCUUGCAGGAGAUUUUAAGUUCCUUCGAUAUCUUGACAUAUCUAAUAGGGAAGGUUUAGCUUCUGAAGGUGACUGGUAUCAGAGAUCUUACAACUCGAGCAUUAUUCCCUUAAAGCAGGUUUUGGAAGUAAGACCAAAUAUUUGUUUGCUGGCCGAGUUUCCAUCAGAAGGAUGCUAUAUUGACAUAGACCACAUGUUUGAUAGUGAUGUUAACAGUGAAAUCAGUCUGCCAUCCCAACUGAGUAGUCAUACAUCUGAUGGUUCAUUGCUUAUGAGUUCAUCAGAGAGCAGCUAUAAUAGUGAUCAGGGUAGCGGUAAUGAGGAGUAUCAAGUUUCGGGUUUUGUAAUUUAUGAGGAAAGCUCAGAUGAGGUGGAUUUUCUGGUUGUCUAGAAGAACUGCCAUGCUAAGCGGCAUGAAAUUUGCUGUCACUAAAUAACUGGCAUUGGAGGGAGGCUUUUUCAGGGUGGAAGCUGAAGAGGUGGACAAAAUACGAAUUGCAUUGUGAGCGGCAGUAUGUCAUCCUUAUUGUCCUUUAUGAUAAUCCGAUGCUGCUGACAUAUCCAAAAGGUCAGAUUGCUAUGUCCCGGUUGGGGAAGAAGGGGGGGGUGCUUUCAUCUACUUCACUGAGUUAGUUAUCAUCAUAAAAGAAAAGGCUAAAGCCUCUGGGGACCUUUUGUUCCCCCUCUUUGUACCCGCUACUUCAACAGCAGCUAUAAACAUAAGUAGAUGAUGGAAGCGGGCAAGGGCAGUCCACGCUCAAGCUCUUGCUGUUGAAAUUUGUAGGAAUGUGGCCUUGGUUGAAAUGUUUGUUUCGCCAAUUGCCGAAAGGAAUUUGUAGAUGGCAAAGCGAAAUGGAUUGGAUAAAUCUUUCGAUUCUCUUUCUAGGCUGUAGCCAACCAUUUUUACUUUUGGUCAGCCUAUAAUUGCUCCUCGUCAGUUGUCACAUUUACCAUCAUCUCAAUACCUCUCUGGUUUAUGAGCUC